AUGUUAAGCAUGUCCUUGAACACAGAUGCCCCUGUGGCCAUCGCCGUGGCCGUGAUAGCGGCGUCCGCCGUGCUGCUCCUGGCCAGACGCGCAGGGCGGAGGAGGAAGGGCCGCGUCACUUUGCGGGACCCGCACGCGAACGCGCUGGCGCUGCUGGAGAAAGAGGAAAUUAGUCACAAUACUAAGAAAUUCCGGUUUAGGCUACCUUCACUAGAUAAUGUAUUAGGAUUGCCUGUAGGCCAACUUGUUUACCUUUCUGCAAAAAUCAAUGGUAAUCUGGUGAUCUGAGCCUAUACCCGUGAUGAGACAAAAGGUUGUGUUGAUUUAAUUAUAAAGGUCUACUACAAAAAUGUGAAUCCCAAAUUUCCAGAAGGUGGGAAGGUGUCCCAGUACUUAGAUAACAUGAAGAUUGGGGAUGUUAUUGACUUCAGAGGGCCAAAUGGACUCCUUGUCUAUAAAGGGGCAGGUACUGUACGUUUUUUUUUAAUCAAGCCUGAUAAGAAGUCUGAAGCACAAAAGAUGUUUGUAAAACGUCUUGGGAUGAUAGCUGGAGAAACAGGUUAAAAGCACUAUGGGCUGGUGUUGCACUGUAUUGGAAGGAGAAGCAGAA
Molecule: messenger RNA, 610 nt
Organism: Rhea pennata
Lineage: Eukaryota; Metazoa; Chordata; Aves; Rheiformes; Rheidae
Product: NADH-cytochrome b5 reductase 2
Molecular function (GO): oxidoreductase activity; FAD binding
Source: RefSeq, a predicted model, not a curated record